ACCGCCAUUAAAACUCAAAGAAGACGAAGAACAACAGACUCCGCUCAGUUCCUUGUAGAGGACCAAGAGGACUGAUUUUGUUACUAGCCACAUUUCCGUAGCUACUGUUAAGCAGGGGGACCACUGAGGUAAAAAUGCGUGUAACGUUAGCUUGCUGCUCUUAUGGCUUUUGCACCUGCGUGCUCUGAGAUAUAGAGUUGGGAUGUUUUCAACCAACAUGGAAACCAAAAGAGUGGAGAUCCCAUCCGGCGUACUGGAUGACCUAUGCAGCCGGUUCAUCCUGCACAUCCCCAGCGAGGAGCGGGACAACGCUAUCCGGGUGUGCUUCCAGAUCGAGCUGGCCCACUGGUUCUACCUGGACUUCUGCAUGCAGAACACUCCGGGGGCUCCUCACUGUGGGAUAAGAGACUUCGCCAAAGCAGUUUUCCAUCACUGUCCGUUUCUGUUGCCUCACGGAGAGGAUGUUCAGAAAAUCCUGGAACAGUGGAAGGAGUACAAGAUGGGUGUACCUACUUAUGGAGCAAUCAUUCUUGAUGAAGCACUAGAAAACGCGCUGCUCGUUCAGGGCUACCUUGCAAAGUCAGGCUGGGGCUUUCCCAAGGGGAAAGUUAAUGAGGAUGAAGCGCCUCAUGACUGUGCAGUUCGUGAAGUGUUUGAGGAGACGGGCUUCGACAUCAAGAAUCGCAUCUGCAAAGACAUGUACAUAGAGCAGAAAAUCACUGACCAGGUGGUGCGGCUCUACAUCAUACCAGGAGUUUCAAAAGAUACCAAGUUCAACCCCAAAACAAGGAAAGAGAUUAGGAACAUUGAAUGGUUUCCUAUUGAGAAGCUGCCAUGUCACAGGAACGACAUGACCCCAAAGUCUAAACUUGGACUUGCCCCCAACAGGUUUUUCAUGGCCAUUCCAUUCAUAAGACCGCUGCGAGAAUGGAUCAGCAGGCUGAAAGGCGAGUCGACAGACAGCGACGAGGACUUUGGAAACAACGGCAACACUUCAAGCAAACUUUCAGACAACGCUCGGUCAAAAUCCCGCCGCCUCACAGGUGCUGAUGCAUUUCCAGGAGACUGUUGGGCGAAACACAAGCAGCCGAAGGUUCUGGGCCAGGCGAGCCAGCAGGAGCUCAACCAGAAUUCACAUUUGAAAGGCAAUGGAAAGAAAUGUCCGGACUCGUCCUAUGUGAAGAAAGGAGCAAAUGACAAUGGAGCCAACUGCCAGCAGAAAGAAGUUAAAAGACUUCAACCCAGAAGACUGCAAGACAGUUUUGAAAGAGAUGUGGCUCCAUGCAGCUCCAACGGUCACCAGACAGUCCACAGCAAAGACUCUGAGCCCCUGCUGUCCUCGAAGGCUUUCCUCAAUUUUAAAUUUGACCGAGAAGCCAUCAUGAAAUGUUUUGACUACUGACAGGGCUGAUGAAGGGCUGUGCCUCUCCUGUAAGAGCAUCAAACUAUAGACCAAUUUAUGCUUCUGCGUUAAAUCGACGCCAGGGGUACAUAUGUAGGUACGUGGAGAUAUCGACCCUAUGCUGUAGCCUGACGUGCACCUCUCAAAAAAUUUAACUACAUGUCGCGGGGACGCAUGUCGCUCAGCCGUGCCUUUGUAGUGUUGCAUUUCCCCUGACUCAUUUCCUGGUUCUCCUCCAUAAACAACAUGAAAUCAAGGAGAGGAUUAACUUUUCCUGCUCCAGAUUUCCUACCGUGGUCAGAAAGAACCGGGGAGACACUUUGUUUCUCUCACCAGACUCUAUGCCUCCUCGCUAUGCACACACUCCCCACGCACAUACACACGCUGGCCCUGCUAUUCUCUUAAAGAGAUCGACGCACACACCAAAACACAAGAAUAAACUUCAGGCCACUUAGGCUACGGCGAAAGCUCUGUGUGGAGCCUCCGUAGAAGCAUAAAUCCUGUUUAUGGCCUCAAAGACUUUUUACCUUUACAGUCUAGACAAGGAUGUUACUAAACAUGCCCUUUUCCUUUUUGCCUUGCUUGUCAUGAAUACACAUUUACAGUAGGGCGUUGCCUAUUUCUCAUUGAACACAUCCAAUAAGCUUUACUGGAGUAGUUUGCCUUUGCCGCCCAACAAACAGCACUGUCUUCAAUCUGUCCGAGGCGGAAUCCAAACUUUAGGUUUUACUGCUACAUCUUUGAAUAUCUAAAUCCAGGACUCAAUCUGCAGGAGACGACACAUUAGUCUUUUAAAGGCAAAAGAUCAAAAAUGUUGAGAACCAAAAAUGGAUUUUAAGCACAUAUUGUAUGAGGUGACAGUGAAACCUAAAUUGGCUGUGAUAUCUUAGUGAAUUUGGCCAGUAAAUCAGAUUUACCAUGUUAUAUAUUGAUUUUAAGAUGUAAUCAUUUAGGUGUUGUUCAUUUCCCCCAUUCUUCCAACUGAGUCCCAAAAAAGUUUUUGAUACAGAAGAAAGGUGGAUAUUAAUAGUGUUAUUGGCUGUAUUACCAAUAUAUCUUAAGAUUUUAUCCGGGAAUUUGGAAUGUAAUGGAAUAUUGACUUGGGUCUUGGGAGUUUCUCUUUGGAAGUUGAUGUCACAUUAAAUUAACGUUACUUUGUUGUUGGUAUGGAAUUCUAUGGCUGCCAAUAUUAAGAUUAAAUCAUUAGAUCAAACUGAUGUUUGGAAAUCCAUAAUUUAGGCCAGAAAAAUGCCAAAUUAAAAUGAAAAUUCCAUUGACAUAUAAUUAUCAGUAAACUCCACUGUACAUCACUGAUACAAUGGCAUGAUGCUAAUAAUUAUUGAACGAAAUUGGUUGACAGCAUGCAACCUAAUGCAAUUGCAAACUUGCAUUUGGAUUUAAAUUAUGUCCUGUUUGUCACGAAUGAAAAUGAUUUCCAUAAUGGCGUGAACUUGUCUUUUACCAUUAUGAGAUUGACCACUAUGAAAAUGACCAUGACAAUGGCCACCUUCCAGAGGGGAAAUCCAUUUCAUCAGAAAUUAGUUAAUCUCAAUUCAAAUACAAAUAGAAGAGCCUGGUUUGCAAUUUUACUUUCACCUUCUAUUUGAGAAUACAAAGUCAAUUUCACAUUCAGUUUAAUUAUUGUCGCGGGGUAGUGCUCAAGAGCACAAUGAAACCAUGGUCAAAGUAGCUCUUAUUUUAUGUAUUUCAUUCUGGCAAUAAUUGUGCAUUUUACAUCAUAUAUGGAAAUUGGAUUUUAACAUUUUAAUUUGGUCAUACAUUAUGCAUACAGAAGAGGAAACUUACAUUUUAAGUGAGUAAAUAGUUUAAUUUUAACAUUUUUAGCCACAGGCUUCCAUUCAUUGUUGUUGUUUUUGGCCUUAAAGUGACCCACAUCCCAUUUACGUUUGUCUGGUUUUCAGCAGUGUUGUCAUUCAAAUGUUCUGUCCUGCAGACUGCAGGGUUUACAGGUUUAAACUCAUGUUGAGAUUUCGUAGACCAGAACAUCUCAAUCAUAUUCCUCCCGAUCCAUUAUGGUUAGCUGCUUUAGUGUUUGGUUGGUAUGAAAACUUGCAGACUCGUGAGCUAUAGUGCAUCAUGGACGACCACUGCGUUACACUACUGUGAACAUAAGUUAUUCUCAAAAACAUUACAAAUGACUCUCACAAAGGGCCACAUUAAGGGAUCUCUAGCCACUAGAGCUGAAAACAAAAGCAAAGGCAGUUUUCAUAGAAGUUUUAGACCUCUUGAAAGUUCAACCCACAGUCUAACAAAGUUAUAUUUUCUCAAGGUAAUAUCAUAUACAUGCAUACAUGUGAGAUGACUAAAUCUGGAUGUGAAAUCUCUUUUCUUGGUUGUUGAUUGUACAGAUGGUGAUCUCAAGUUGUACUUUGGCUUAAAAUGUGAAUAUUAAUAAAAGUCUGUUUUUUCACUCGU
Molecule: messenger RNA, 3838 nt
Organism: Perca fluviatilis (European perch)
Lineage: Eukaryota; Metazoa; Chordata; Actinopteri; Perciformes; Percidae
Gene: dcp2
Product: decapping mRNA 2
Exons: 11
Coding region: 203-1402 (399 amino acids)
Biological process (GO): deadenylation-dependent decapping of nuclear-transcribed mRNA; nuclear-transcribed mRNA catabolic process, nonsense-mediated decay
Cellular component (GO): cytoplasm; P-body
Molecular function (GO): RNA binding; 5'-(N(7)-methylguanosine 5'-triphospho)-[mRNA] hydrolase activity; manganese ion binding
Source: RefSeq, a predicted model, not a curated record